Messenger RNA from Haliaeetus leucocephalus (bald eagle), 3904 nucleotides. RefSeq names its product TBC1 domain family, member 24 (gene TBC1D24). NCBI's taxonomy places the organism in Eukaryota, Metazoa, Chordata, Aves, Accipitriformes, Accipitridae. Bases 152 to 1837 code for a protein of 561 amino acids. The transcript has 8 exons. The record is from RefSeq and is a predicted model, not a curated record.
GACAAUGUGUUGCUUCCUUUAAUUACAGUCUGAGAAUUAGCUUCAGAUGUGGAAGAAUACAACAAAAAGAAAUGAAAAAGCUGCAAGUCAUUUAAUGACCAAAUAAGGUCACCAUUCUCAUUGAUUUAUCUGAUAUGCUUCUCCUGGAGCCAUGGAUGAAUACAACCGCUUUGUGGAUUGGGACAAAAUGGAUGUUACUGUCCAGAGCCAGGAUGCGAAGGAGCUAACAUGCACAGAGUUCCAGGACCUCAAGCAGCUGGCCCGGCAGGGCUACUGGUCCAAGAACCACUCUCUGAGAGCCAAAGCGUACCACAAACUGAUUAGCAAUAUCCCAUGCCGCACAGUGACCCCAGAUGCAAAUGUGUACCGGGACAUUGUUGUGAAGAUUGUUGGAAAACGUAACAGUAGCUCCCUUCCGCUACCAGAGUUUGUGGAUAACAGCCUGGUCCCCACGUACUGCUUGAAUGCAGAAGGCAUCGGGGCAGUCAGGAAGAUUAUAUUGUGCAUUGCGAAUCAGUUCCCAGACAUAUCGUUUUGCCCAGCGCUGCCUUCUGUGAUAGCUUUGCUCCUCCACUACAGCAAAGAUGAGGCAGAGUGCUUUGAACAGGUUUGUCGCAUCCUCGCUUGCAAUGACCCAUCUAAGCGGCUCAUUGAUCAGACAUUCUUAGCUUUUGAGUCCUCCUGCAUGACCUUUGGUGACCUGGUUAACAAGUACUGUCAGGCAGCACAUAAGCUGAUGGUGGCAGUGUCCGAGGAUGUGUUGGAGGUAUACUCCGACUGGCAACGGUGGCUCUUUGGAGAACUGCCUAUGGUGUACAUUGCUCGGGUCUUUGAUGUGUUUCUGGUGGAGGGCUACAAAGUUCUCUAUCGUGUUGCACUGGCUCUUCUGAAAUUUUUUCACAAGGUCAGAGCUGGGCAGCCCAUGGAGUCUGACAGCAUACAGCAGGACAUUCGAGCUUUUGUGAGAGACAUUGCCAAGUCAGUGUCUCCAGAGAGGCUUUUGGAAAAAGCUUUUGCUAUCCGCCUUUUCUCACGGAAGGAGAUCCAGCUUCUGCAGAUGGCCAAUGAGAAGGCUUUGCAGCAGAAGGGCAUCACGGUCAAACAGAAAAGUGUUGCAUCUCCCAAAAGGCAGAAUGUGCACUUAGCAGUUCAUGCUGAGAACUUCAAGUCUGAAAUUGUCAGCGUGAAAGAGAUGCGAGAUAUCUGGUCAUGGAUCCCGGAGCGAUUUGCACUUUGCCAGCCCCUCUUGCUUUUUACCACCUUGGAACAUGGCUGUAGUCUGAGCAGGUUCUAUUCUCACAGUGAGGGACACGAACCAACUCUUCUCCUCAUCAAGACCACAGCAAAAGAGGUCUGUGGUGCUUAUCUGUCAACUGACUGGAGUGAGCGCAGGCGAGGAGGCAACAAGCUGAGUUUCUUUGGAACUGGGGAAUGCUUUGUAUUUAGGCUGCAGCCAGAAGUGGAACGCUACGAGUGGGUGAUCAUAAAACACCCAGAACUGGCCACAACUGGUUCAGAGCCAGAAAAUCAUGCCUCACCAGCUUCCAGCACCCUCUCUUCCAGCAGUGUCCCAUCAGACCCCUCAGAUCGCCUUUCUCCCUUCUUAUCGGCUCGGCACUUCAACUUGCCUUCCAAAACAGCCUCCAUGUUCAUGGCUGGCAGCAGCGAAUGCAUCAUUAUAGGAGGUGGCGAUGGCCAGGCUCUUUACCUCGAUGCAGAUCUGAACCACGGAAGAACCAGCCACUGCAAUACUUUCAAUAAUCAGCCAUUGUGUUCUGAAAGCUUCCAGAUCUCUGUCUUGGAGGUGUGGGGCUUCAGGGACACCAUGAAUGGUUGAUGUGACUAUCAUUAAUUAACUAGUUUUUCAAUUGUCCUAGGAUUCCCAAGGCAAACUUUAAUGCAGGAGCCAAGUUAGAACAUAAUUUCUGCUAGGCUCAGUGUUUUUUAGUAAUUACUAAGUGGUGCAAUUAAAUGCAGGGCUUAGUUGUUUACUCUUAUUUUAAGACAGGUCAAGGUGAAGUAAUAUAUCUGAUUAACUCCUCCUUAGCUCUUUACCUCUAGAGAUCUGGAUUCAGGUCCUGUUGUUAGGUAAAAAUAAAUAUGUAAUGAUUUCAAACCAUCCUAAAUGGAUACAAGUCUAUAUCACAGGAUAGGUUUGCAAUUUGAUUUAAUUCCUCAGAGGCACAGAGCUGGCUGAGGUGUACUGUAGAGUUCUGUGCCACUGGCACCAGUAUCUGGCUUAAGCCAGUAAUAUCAAAUGUCUGCUCACAGGGAACAUUGGUGACCUCAGAUUUGAUGUAGAACAGCAGUUCAUAAAAUCAUUGUCCUACCAUAAGUAGACGUUGUGCAGACAUAUCAGUACCAUUUUGUAAGUUAUGAGAGCCCUCAAUUCACACAAGAACUAUGAUUGCUAAUUAUCCUUCUCCUUGUAUCUGAACCCUUGACACAUUCCAGUUGCAUCUGUUUGAGGAGUUUGCCUCUGAGAAAGGCAUCCAUACUGGGCGACGAUAUCUCAAAGGCUUGAUUUUGUUUACAUUCCUAUUCCAUAUCAGUAUAAUGACUUCAGACUGACUCAUGUUUCAGGCAGCUGAAAGCUACAGUGUAUAUGCAAUGCUCAGAAACCUCCCUUUCUUUGUCUUUCCUGGAAGCUUAAAUCUGAGAAUAACUGUGCUGAUAUCACUACAUAUUUGGGGAAUUAGACAUUGUGAUACAGAAGCUUAAAGCUCUCCCCACAAGUAAAUGAAGGGAGGUGGGAGGGAAAUCUGUGUAAUAUUAUUCUGGGAGUGGAUGAGUUUCCCAGGAGAACUCUAGGUGACACUGUUUCUCCAUAUCAUGAGUCUUCCCUGUGAUGAGAACCUGAAAAAGGUAACACUUUUUUGCCAGUAGUGUUCUGGUAGGGUUUGGAUAAUGCAAAGAGGCUUUUGCUCAUUCCUGAGAAUUCAUACAGUUCUCUGCAAGCAUGCCUUGUGGCUUGUGAUGUCUGGAGGCAAUUGUCUAGUGUCUUUAUCUAAAACUUGCGGUAUCUGCUGUAGGACUUCUCCCACGUGAAGCACAAGUACAUAAACAUUGAUGGAUAGUCCAGAGCAUAUGACAGGAUGCUCUCAAAGCUUCGGUGGGUAAUUCACUAGUAAGAAGAUUUACCACAACAAGUAAAAUGAGGAGAAAAACGAAUUGCUGUUUUUUUCAGCAGUUCAAUCUAAAAAUUUGCUUUAGAGUGGGGGAAAUGUUAUUACUACUUAAAAUUUAAGUUCAUUAAAAGGAAAAAAGAAAAAAUUGUAGUGAUUAAAUCUCAGUGAAGCUGGAGAUGGUCAUGUUAAUAUUCAGAGGUCACAGGUGAGUCUUGUUGGUAAUGUUGGCUUGUUUAGCUUGCCAUCAAUGAAAAUACCAUGUGUCUUGGUAAAGUGUUGCCUCUUGCAAAGUAUAUGAACAAACUUGGCAAAAAUGUGAUUUGCUUCUUAAGGUGCCAUUUUGAAUUUUUGUCAAAAUAACUCUUUGAAAUAUUAGACUUCAUAUACAACAGUUCAAGAUGUCUUUUGCACCAUUUAUAUUUGCAAUUAGAUUAUUUCACCCUGUGUGAGAGUCAGCACUAGGCCUCUUUCUUUCCCACUUCCCACUCAGUUCUGUCCAGCUGGCUUCUUGUAGUUUACCAUAAGCUUGAUUGAACUAGAAGGGAAGGUAUAAUUCAGUUAUACUUACAUAUUUUGAGGAGGAAGAACUUGAGCAGUCAUAUCUGGCUUUUUACAAAUACUGACUGAUGCUGCCUUCUAUUGUUUUUUUUUCAAAGUUAGCUGCAUCACUUUGCACUUGCUAGUAUCCCACAAGCUUCCUCAGACAAAACAAAUGUAUCCCAUUUAGUAGGCUCUCUUAAAUGUAGGUGGUAUUUCAGUUUUGUCCCUAUCUCCUU